AUGGGCGUUGGACAUGCGCUGAAAUUGAAGAAGCUGACUCCUAAAUUUAUUGGUCCAUAUAAGAUUUUUCAAAUAAUUGACGUUGUUGCUUGUAAAGUGGCCUUACCACCCGAUAUUUUGAAUUUACAUGACAUGUUCCAUGUAUCAAAAUUUCAGAAGUAUAUUCAUGAUCCAUCUCAUGUGAUUAGGAUUGAUGAUAUGCAAGUGAUGGACAACCUUACGGUAAAAGCAUUGCCCGUGAGAAUUGAGGAUCAUAAAUUGAAGAACCUGAGAGGCAAAGAGAUUGCUCUAGUGAACAUUGUUUGGGGAGGAGUAGCUGGAGAAAAUAUGAUUUGGGAGCUGGAGAUCCGUAUGCGGGAAACCUACCCAGAAUUGUUCGCGUCAGGGAGACCCUUAAGUGUAGUACACCAACCUUAUAAAUUAGAAUUGAAGGUGUUGAGAGAGUGUGAGGAAAAAGGUAGAGAUAUGGGGGUGGUGGGAGAAAAUAUAGCUGGCAAGAAUGAUGGUGCUAUUGCUUCCGCCUUGUAA
Lathyrus oleraceus (garden pea) is the source of this 528-nucleotide messenger RNA. RefSeq lists its product as uncharacterized. The transcript has 3 exons. Lineage: Eukaryota; Viridiplantae; Streptophyta; Magnoliopsida; Fabales; Fabaceae. The record is from RefSeq and is a predicted model, not a curated record. The coding region runs from base 1 to 528 and encodes 175 amino acids.